AUGAGUAGUACCGAGUUACAAGUCAUUACCGUUGCCCAAUCGGCGCGAGCCCCAAGCUUACGAAACCAUGCUCUAUCUGAGCCGGUUGAUGGAGCUAUAGAGCAUGAGGGGCCAGAUGGCGGAAGAUCAGGACAGGAACUUGCCCCUGUAGAUGGAGGAGUUGCUGCCUGGAGACUACUAUGUGCUGCUUUUGUAUUCGAGACGUUACUUUGGGGCUUCCCACUUUCGUUCGGUGUCUUUCAAGAAUACUAUAGCAGAGUGCCAGAAUUUGCCAAUAAUCGGUACAUUUCCGUGGUGGGCACUAUAGCAUCCGGCUUCGGUUAUCUCGGUGCACCGGUUGUGAUGCCUUUGAUUCAGCGGUAUCCGUGGUGGCAGCGACAGAUGAUUUGGGUUGGCUGGCCAAUCUGCAUUCUGGGACUGGUCUUAGGAUCCUUUGCUUCUACCUUAGAGGUCCUUAUCCUCACACAAGGUGUGGCUUACGGUCUUGGCUUUCUGAUAUUCUACUAUCCCAUCAUCAGCAUGGUUAACGAGUAUUGGAUCGCGCGCCGUGGCAUGGCUUAUGGUAUCCUUUGUGGUGCAUCCGGGGUCUCAGGUUCCAUUAUGCCGUUCGUGCUGCAAGCGCUGUUAGCUAACUACGGAUACCGUACGACACUUCGCAUUGUGGCUGUAGCUCUGACAGUCCUCACUGGACCCCCUUUAUUUUGGGUGUACUCACUAUCGAAUCUGCUACAAGGAUUUGGAUACUUUUUUCCCUCUUUAUAUCUUCCCUCCCAUGCCUCCUCCCUACAGCUCGGCGAGAGAAGUGGUGCUCUCCUCCUCGCGCUGAUGAGCGUUUCUCAAGUCGGUGGCCAGUUUCUUUUCGGCUUUCUCUCUGACCGCAAAGUGCCAAUUAAUGUCCUGGCCUGUCUGUCGACAGUAGUCGCGGCAGUUGCUUCUCUCACUCUAUGGAGGCUGGCUACUUCACUGCCUCCGUUGAUCGUUUUCGCUCUGCUGUACGGAUUUUUCGGUGCUGGAUUCACGGCCAUCUGGGCCCGCAUGAGCAGUGCCAUCACUGAUGAUGUAACUGCCGGACCCAUCGUCUUCAGUCUGCUAAACUUUGGCAAAGGCAUCGGGAAUGUACUCGCUGGGCCUAUUGGAGGUCUUCUCAUGUCGGCCUCGAAGUCCACUGCUCCAGCAAUGUCAUUUCACUGGAUUAUCGUUUUCACUGGCGUUUGUUGGUUCGCCAGCGCGGUUGCAAUCUUUCUGCAGUACUUGAAGCAUCCUAGAAUCUCGUUCGUCUGA
This is a messenger RNA of Clonostachys solani, 1281 nucleotides long. The record is from the annotation of a GenBank genome assembly. NCBI's taxonomy places the organism in Eukaryota, Fungi, Ascomycota, Sordariomycetes, Hypocreales, Bionectriaceae.